AUGAGUAAUACGCUCUACCUUACCGGAGAUACGUUCCAGUUCAGAUUGGAGCCUACGCUGUCUCUUGGUGUUCCAGCCUCGCGCGAAAGUGUACGAAAUCAGAACAUACUAGCAAAAGCCGCCGCCGUCGACGACAAUAACCUCGAUGCGUUCUCAGAAGUCGAUCCUAAGUCCGCGCCCGCUCCAAGAAUGGAACGCAGGCCAAAAAACUCCUCAAAUGGCACUAAGAAUGCAGCGACAACUUUCGACCCGGUCGACGAACCAGCGAUAUCUUUGGAAACUAAGUACGGUAUUCGGAUAGAGCUGGAUAAUGAUGCAACUCGUACCCUAAGGAUUCGAUUUUGCUCGGCGGAUAAAGAGUCGAGCUCGACAUUACGAGAAGACGAGCCUAGCUCCCUGUCUACAGCAGAACAGCCCGGCUCCCACUCAACGAACGAGCAGUCAUCCUCAGAAUCACAGCAGCACGCGAUUGAAGAGUCCUCUACGACGAAGCAUGACUCCGGAUCAUCUACGCAGACUUCGCCAAUCGAUGAGUAA
Messenger RNA from Mytilinidion resinicola, 537 nucleotides. RefSeq lists its product as uncharacterized. The record is from RefSeq and is a predicted model, not a curated record. The transcript is spliced from 2 exons. NCBI's taxonomy places the organism in Eukaryota, Fungi, Ascomycota, Dothideomycetes, Mytilinidiales, Mytilinidiaceae. Bases 1 to 537 code for a protein of 178 amino acids.